UGUCCUGUGACUGCCCUGGGUGUACCUGCCUGUGUUGAAGGGAACACAGCCUCUGUAGUCUGCUCAGGAAACCAGACCCAGCUGCUCCCUCAUUGUAAGGACUCACUGUCUGAUUCAGCAGGCUCCACAGCCUCACCCAUACAGGCUAUCAGCUGCUCAGAUAGCAGAAAGCUGCGCCUGGUGGAUGGGGGUGGUCGCUGUGCCGGAAGAGUGGAGAUCAUGCAUCAGGGAUUCUGGGGCACCAUCUGUGCUGACAGCUGGGGCCUGAAAGAUGCUGACGUGGUGUGCAGACAGCUGGGCUGUGGAGUGGCCCUCAAUGCCACAGCCUUUGCUUACUUUGGUCAAGGAUCUGGGCCUAUCUGGUUGGAUGAGGUGAACUGCACAGGAGAAGAGUUACACGUUUGGAAAUGUCCUUCCCUGGGCUGGGGAAAACACAACUGUUGGCACAAGGAAGAUGCAGGUGUCAUUUUCUCAGAGUUCCUGGCUCUCAGGUUGAUGAGUGAGGACCAGGAGUGUGCUGGAUGGCUGGAGGUUUUCUACAAUGGGACCUGGGGCAGUGUCUGCUGCAGCCCCAUGGAGGACAUGACCUUGUCAGUGAUCUGCAAACAGCUUGGUUGUGGGGACAGUGGGACCCUCAGCAGUUUUCUUCCUGGAAGGGAAGGCUCUAGACCCCAGUGGGUGGAUGGAAUACAAUGCCAUAAAACUGAUUCCUCUCUCUGGGAAUAUCCUUCUGAUGCUUGGACAAACAGAUCUUGCCUGCCAAGGGACGCAACUUAUAUCACAUGUGAAGGGACAAGACACAAGAGAUGUCCAGCGACUGACUCCUGCACAGACAAAGAGAAGCUGCGGCUCAAGGGUGGAGACACUGAGUGCUCAGGGCGUGUGGAGGUAUGGCACAAAGGCUCCUGGGGCACAGUGUGUGAUGACUCCUGGGGCCUGGAAGAGGCCGAGGUGGUGUGUCAGCAGCUGGGCUGUGGUCCUGCCCUGGAUGCCCUGGGAGAAGCUGCAUUCAGCCCUGGAAAUGGAAGCAUCUGGCUGGAUGAGGUGCAGUGCUGGGGCGAGUCCUCACUGUGGGCCUGUGCUAGUGCACCCUGGGGACAGAGUGACUGCAAGCAUGAGGAGGAUACUGGUGUAAGGUGCUCAGGUGAAUGCCAGGACCAGAGUCAAGGGCUGAAGCUUUCUGUAUCAAUACCUGUUCCAGGUUUCUUUUCAUUACCUGUGAUCAUCUGCAUCAUUCUGGGAGCCCUGCUUUUUCUGGUCAUCAUCCUUGGAACUCAGUUGCGCAGAUGGAGAAGUGAGAUCCGAGACUUUUCCACUUUUGAAGAUCCUCUACAUGAGGUCUUCUAUGAGGAGAUAGAUUAUACCACAACAACACAGAAGGACAACCUCUUUGACAACCCAGAUCCUCUAGCAAAUAAUGUUAAUGUCACAGAAAAUGGCUAUGUUGAUGUUGAAGAGUUACCUGUUCCUAAAAUUUCAUCUUCCCCUGAGAUGGUUGAGAGGCACAUUUCCCUGAAAGGUGGAGCUAUUUCCAGAAAUUCUCAGACAGGCAUGCCGCUUCAAUCUCAAAGAGAAACUGCCAACUCCAGCACUGGAAAGAAGACAUCUUCACUGUCACUGGGUCAAGAAGAUGCUGGAUAUGAUUACGUUGCCCUUAAUGACAUGUAG
Messenger RNA from Octodon degus (degu), 1668 nucleotides. Its product is annotated as antigen WC1.1-like. The transcript is spliced from 10 exons. Gene Ontology annotation, cellular component: membrane. The annotation marks the transcript as partial. The record is from RefSeq and is a predicted model, not a curated record. NCBI's taxonomy places the organism in Eukaryota, Metazoa, Chordata, Mammalia, Rodentia, Octodontidae.